AGCCCAGCAACUAUACGUGUUCGAGAUGCAAGACCCGCUACACCUCCGCCUGGCGCCUCAUCCAGCACGUGCAGCACUCGCACGGCGUCAAGAUCUACGUGGAGGCAGGCUUGACUGUGGCCACGCCCGCCGCCCUCAAUGCAGCCGCAUCGGCGGCCGCGAACGCCAGCCUCAGCCCCGACCGCAGCCUCAGCCCCUCAUCGGCCGCAGCAGCAGCGGCGGCGGCGGCAGCAGCAGCAGCAGCAACCGUUGGCAUGCCGCUGCCCUUGCACGCGCUGAUGGCGCAGGCCGUCGCCUCGCAGUCGCAGUCGGCGUCACAGUCGGCGUCAGCAUCGCCGGCCCCGAAGCGCAGCAGCAGCAACAGCAGCGCAACGGCAAUUGUUGGUGGUGCCGGCUCGGCCAACACCAGCAGCAGCAGCACUGCGAGCAGCGGCAACUCACCGACACAGCAGCUGUUGCAGCAGCGCGUACAGCAGCAGCAGCAGCAUCAGCAGCAACAGCAACAACAGCAGCAGCAACAGCAGCAGCAGCAGCAACAACAGCAACAGCAGCAACAGAACAUGGCCUCGGCAAUGGCAGCGGGCAUGCGCCAUCAUCCGCUCCUGGCGCCGCCCGAGGCGAUGCACGCGAAUCCCUUCCAGCUGCUCCGCAUGCCGCUGCCCCCGGCGCUGGCCCAGGGCAAUGUAGUUCCUAGCGUGGCGCCCCUCUUCGGCCGCCCCACGCCCGCCGACCACUACCGCAUGGAGCAGCUGGUCAGCGAGCAGUUCCGCCAUCACGGCUUCAAUCUGGCUGCCGCCGCCGCCGCCGCCCAGGCCCAGUUCAAUGCCACCACCCAGCAGCAGCAGCAACAGCAGCCGUUGCCAGGAGUUGCCGUCAAUGUUCCUAGCGGCGUCGAGCCACGGCCGCCCUCGAGCAACAGCAGUCAACGCGGCUCAGUGCCGCCCGCUUCGCUGCCACCACCUUCGCUCAGCUCUCAGCAGCAACAGCAGCAGCAGCAGCAACAGCAGCAGCAACAGCAGCAUCAGCAGCAACAGCAACAGCAGCAACAACAGCAGCAGCAGCAACUGCAACAGCAGCAACAGCAACAGCAGCAACCCAUUGCCGCCGCUGUGAGUCCAGCGGGCGGCGCUUUGCAACUGGAACCGCAGCAGAUGGAUUUUUACUCGCAGCGAUUGCGUCAGCUUGCGGGCACAACAAGCCCUGGAGCUGGCAACAUUGUUAACUCGAGCUCGCCGAGUCCUAGACAGAAGCAAUCGCCGCGCUUUGCGAGCCCCUCGCCCAGCUCCGCAGCCAGCUCUGUGCAGCUGACGGCGACCCCGCGGCCCCACUCCCUGACGCCGCCCGAGAAGAGCGCCGAGAAUGGCGGCGGACAGCUCGGACAGCUGCCGGGCACGCCGCGGAGCACGGCCAGCACGCCGCCCAGCAAGCCCUUGGAGGGCGAGCGCAGCGAGGCGGAGCUGGAGGCGAGCUGCUACGCAUGCGGCUACUGCGACAAGAAGUUCCGCUUCGAGAACAAUCUGAUCAUCCACCAGCGGACGCACACCGGCGAGAAGCCGUACAAGUGCACCGCCUGCGACUUCGAGUGCUCCCACAUCCAGAAGCUGAUGAAGCACAUGCGCGUCCAUCGCAGCCCCGCCGAGGGCCAAGACGGCAGCAGCAGCAACGGCGGCGACAACAACCAGGAUGGGCAUGACGGGGGCAGCAACGCCGACUCCUUGGAGACGAACGAGGCGGACAACGACGAGGAUCCGAAUCCAGAGGACUCCGACGAAGAGCUCAACGACGAGGACGUCGAUGCGGAUGCGGAUGCGGAAGAGGACGACGAGGACGAGCUGGACGAUUGCGAGGACGUUGACUACGAGGCCGAGGAUCUCAGCGUCAACAAUCGCAUCGACGGCAAGAGCCAGAGCCCAAAGACGACCAGCUCCGGCGCCACCUCGCUGGUGGGCGAGCUCAUGGACAAGUUCGGCCUGUCCAACAUCGCCCAGUACUCGGAGGCCUACAAGCAGGCGCUGCAGGAGUCGGGCCGCAAGGAGGCGGCUGCUGUGGCCGCAGCUGCUGCCGCCGCCGCUGCCGUCGACAACAACAACCGCGGCUCCUCCGUGGCAGGCGGCGCCUCGAACGCAGCAGGCGCUGCUGGCGACAAGCUGAACGGGCUGCCGGUUGCCGCGCUGCGGCUGCGCGACGAGUUCGCCAAGAACUGCAACAUGUUCCAGCCGCAGCCGCAGGACGGGCCCGCCCAGGUGCCGCUGUUCAAUCCGUUCCCCAAUCCCUUCGAGCUGUCCAAGCGCAUGAAAAUGGACGGCGGCGACUGGUGGGGCAUGUCGGCGCUGCACCGCAACGAGGCGCUGUUCGAGAACCUGAAGCUGAAGCCGCUCGGGCUGGGCGGCGCCAACUCGCUGCUGCAGGGACCCCUGCUGAAGAAGGAGUCGCGCCAAAGGAACGACACCUGCGAGUUCUGCGGCAAGGUGUUCAAGAACUGCUCCAACCUGACCGUGCACCGGCGCAGCCACACCGGCGAGAAGCCGUACAAGUGCGAGCUGUGCUCCUACGCCUGCGCCCAGAGCUCCAAGCUCACCCGCCACAUGAAGACGCACGGCCGCACCGGCAAGGACGUCUAUCGCUGUCGCUUCUGCGACAUGCCCUUCAGCGUGCCCUCCACCCUCGAGAAGCACAUGCGGAAGUGCGUCGUCAACCAGGGCAAGGCGGCGGCCGCUGCGGCCAACGCGGCCAAUGCCGUCGCCGCUGCCCAGGCAGCCGCUGCCGCUCAGCAGUUGCAGGCGGCUGCCCAGGCCCAACAGCAGCAGCAGCAGCAGCAACAACAGCAGCAGCAGCAACAGCAACAGCAGCAGCAACAGUUGCCCACACAGUCGUCGCCCUGCCCCAUGGGCGUGGCUGUGGGCUUUCCGCCGCAAUUCGGACACAAUCUGUCGCUGGCGGGCAGCGUGAGCGGCGACAACGACUCCAACGCUUCCUCCAGCCUGCCGGCGCACUCCAUCUCGCUGAAGGAGGAGGCAUGACUUUUUAGCAGCUGGAGCAGCAGCAGCAGCAGCAGCAGCCGCAGCAGGUGCAGCAACACCACCAUCAUCCGUUGGCCAGCAGCCGCAGCCGCCUCAUGUCGCGCAUCUUCUAAAGAUGUUGCACCUCGCCCCCGAGUCCCGCCCCGCCCCGCCUCCGCGUUCGCCCCUUGUACAUAUGAAGUGAAGCACAGUUGUCGUACGGUUAUGAUACAGCCCCCCUCCCCAGCUACGGCCCAACCCUCUCGCCCCCUGCAACUGCAACUUUCUAAAAGAUUGCGCCAGCAGUUGUUGUUGCCCCAUGCAAGCAUUCGGCUGCUCCUUGAAGGCGACUUACAACACGACCAGAGGCAUUUAAUACCAAAGCAAUAACCGUUAUGUAAUAUAAUUUUAAACAAAAAACUCAAAUUUUUUUUUCAACAUUUUUUUUUUUAUUACGUUUUAUAUACAAUAUGUGUGUGUCUGCUAAAGAAGUACUAUACUACAUAUGCCUAAACAUA
Molecule: messenger RNA, 3517 nt
Organism: Drosophila navojoa
Lineage: Eukaryota; Metazoa; Arthropoda; Insecta; Diptera; Drosophilidae
Gene: Cph
Product: BCL11 transcription factor chronophage
Biological process (GO): regulation of transcription by RNA polymerase II; transcription initiation at RNA polymerase II promoter
Cellular component (GO): nucleus; transcription factor TFIIA complex
Molecular function (GO): RNA polymerase II cis-regulatory region sequence-specific DNA binding; DNA-binding transcription factor activity
Source: RefSeq, a predicted model, not a curated record